UACCGAAUUAGUUAUCGUGAUGUUUGCGGCCAUAUAUUUAGGCAUAACUCUAUACCCGAUUACACCCAUCGCCAGAGUCUACGAAUUGGAUCAACUGAUGGACACAUUGGGGCCAUUAUUUAUAUUCACAACGAAGUCUGACAGACAAACGGUCAGAUUUGUGGCCGUUUUGGACGACAACCAUAACGUAUACGUGCCGUUCAAGUCGCUCCUGUCUGAGGGACAGAACCAGAUUCUGGACACUAUUCCGCACUUCGCCGUCAAACCCAAGAAAGACAUUUGCAUUUUGUUGCAAAGUUCGGGCACAACGGGAGCGCCAAAGUCGGUGAUGAUAUCGCACACGGCGUUUGUGGCCGCACUCAUGGCCUUCAUUAAGCCCGAUAUGAACGACGAAAGCGGCGGUAAUAACCGGACGUCACCUCUGGUGGGUUUCCAAAUGACUCAAUUUAGUUGUAUGUCUGGUGUGGCCGUACUCUUUGGUUACGCCACUGGCGCUGUCAGUCAAGUGAUUGCCAACGAGAGAGACGACCGAAUGAUUUUUAAAGCCAUUCAAGACUAUGGCGUGAAUUUUAUGGGAAUGGUUCCCGCGUUUGGUCACAAACUUCUUAACGAAAUGUGUGACGAAUACGAUCUCUCGAGUCUGAAGGCUCUGAUGGUUACCGGCGCUGCCUUUGCCGCAAAUGUGGCCAAAGAUAUAAUGCAAAAACAUAAGGUCUCUGUAGUUGAAGUGUACGGAAUGACAGAAUAUUGUGGCCUAACCUCUCCCGAUGGAGAAUACAUACCGGGAUGUGUUGGCCGACCGUCUGAUAACACCGAUAUGAAAGUAAUCGACAGUAAAGGCAACAGUUUAGGGCCUGACUUAGACGGCGAACUCUGCGUUCGCGGACCCAAACUGUUCUCCGGUUAUCUGAACAACGUUUUGGCCACCAAUGAGGCCAUCGACGAUCACGGGUGGCUCCGCACGGGUGAUAUCGGACACUACGACUCGAGGCACCGCUUCUUCAUCACUGAUCGGCUGAAAGAGCUGAUCAAAUACGGCACUAAACAGGUGUCGCCCACAGAAUUGGAACAGUUCUUACUGACACACGAAGCCGUGGCCGAGGCUGUGGUGAACAUAAUCGACAAACAAAUGGAGUUAAACCGUUUGGCGACGAUCUCGAUGGACAUCUAUAUGGUGACAGCCGUGUUGUCGCGGGCGUCGCACACAAUGGUUACGGGCGUCCGGAACAGCGAUAUCGACAAAGAGACGGCCAUCGCUGUGAGUAUGGAUGCCUUCCUCAACACAACCAAACUGUUGGACGAGAUGUUAGGCGACUCUUGCACUUCAAACGACUUCCGCAAUACAAUGAUUCACAACCGGAACAUGAAAUUUGACGGCUAUUUCGCGAUGCCUACCAUCGAUCGCAUCAUU
Molecule: messenger RNA, 1411 nt
Organism: Medioppia subpectinata
Lineage: Eukaryota; Metazoa; Arthropoda; Arachnida; Sarcoptiformes; Oppiidae
Source: the annotation of a GenBank genome assembly